Messenger RNA from Macrosteles quadrilineatus (aster leafhopper), 1975 nucleotides. Its product is annotated as kelch repeat and BTB domain-containing protein 3-like. Gene Ontology annotation, molecular function: protein binding. The coding region runs from base 256 to 1575 and encodes 439 amino acids. NCBI's taxonomy places the organism in Eukaryota, Metazoa, Arthropoda, Insecta, Hemiptera, Cicadellidae. The transcript has 5 exons. The record is from RefSeq and is a predicted model, not a curated record.
AGAGCACGGUCUCCUUUGGUGAUAGACGGACAGCGAGACGGAGACAGCCAGUUGCGAGUUUAGUGAACAGUGAAGCGAUUCAUGAUAAUUAUUUUGAUAAUAUUUCAGUUUUCAGCCACGCCUUUUUAUUGCAAAUUACAUUACAAUUAAAAACUCAUACGCAAUAGUAAAAUGAAGUCAAAUCCCUUCCGACUUAGACGUUAUUGAACUAAGAUUUGUUGAAUUAAAUUGUAAGUUAAACUUAGGCGCUUUAAAAUGGAAACAGAUCAACUUGCUCCAAAAUUUAUUCACUUUUUGUUUUCAUCCAAACCCAAAUUCGACUGUUAUUUUGCAUUCGGGAAAGAAGGCCAGGAAAAACCAGAAAGAAUUGGAGCUGUCAAGUUAAUGUUGAUGGCUCACAGUGAAGUUUUCAGACUGCAGUUAGAAGACAGUGGAUUGGCAGAGAAGAAAGAUGUUCCUGUCAUAGACAUCCAUCCUGACACGUUCAAAGGAAUGUUGAAAUAUGUUUAUGGCUAUGACACUACUGCUACAAUGGCUUUUGAUGAGGCAGAUGAUUUACUGUAUGUUGCGGAGAAGUAUUUAAUGAAACCUUUGAAAGACAGCCUCGCUGCUAGACUGAUGACCCUUUUGAACAAAGACAACAUUUGUUCCUUGAUGAACAACCCUGCCUGUUACACUCAUCUGGAGUUGGACUCGGCCAUUACCAAGAUUCUGAAAUUCGAGACGGAUCAAGUGUUAGCAAGCCCAGAGUUUUUGUCAAUGAAUUCUGACAGUUUCCUCAAGAUUUUGGAACAGGACGAACUUGCAGUUCCCGAAAUAGAAUUGUGGAGAGCAGCAAUUAAAUGGGGAAAACACAGAGCUGAGUCGGAAGAUGAUCCGAAGCUGGUCCGCCAACAACUCUCAGGGUUGACUCAACAGUUGAGACCUUACUCACUGAGUCCGGAAGACAAAUUGGAAGUGAUUGGUUCUGGGAUUUUAGACACAGAAGAAGCCAACAACUUGUGUCAUUGUCAUUUUAAAAAGGAAACCCUUCUAACUCUUGGUCAGUUUUCAAAUGAGACUAAAUCAAGGACAAUGGCAAAAACAAGUACUGUCCUUGAUCAACUAGAAAUUAUUAUGCCAGAACUGGAAUAUAGCUACAAUUGGGUUUACAACUUUACUCUGACUACCAAAAGCCAUGCAAUUGAGCUGUUACCACUAGAGUGUGAAUCAUAUGAUCUUAGACCAGGAUACCCUGUAGAUAAGACAUAUAAAGUGAGCUGUUCAGCAACAAUAAUAACUGAGUGGACCAACUUGGAUGUGUAUGAACCUGCAAUAAACUUGCAUUUCAGUAAGCAUGUCAAGUUUGGAGAGAAGUUAGAGAUUCCUCUAGUUGUUGAUGGGAGAAACAUAACCUUGAAGCCAAACACCCAGUACUAUGUUGUGAUGCAGGUGAAAGGGUACCACAAGAUGAGAUACAGUAAGACAAGGCCCAACAUGAAAAAUGAUCACUUGAUUCUAAGAAUAUCCAAGAAUUGUGAUCACUACUACUUUCCCUCAGACAAGUUGAUGUACAGAGCAAAAACAGUGGAAUAAUGUCAUUCUAUAAACAAUAAUUUAGGAGUUUUGUGAUUUUAAUUCCAUUCAAGUGUGUGUGCAGAAAAUUCAUAUCUUUUUAUCGUUGUUUAUGAUUUUCAUUUAACUCUGAUCAUUUAGGAAUAAUAUGCAUUUUGUAAAAUUAUUCUAAUCCAAAUUUAAAUACAUGCAAAUUCAGUCAAAAGUAUGUUUGGUUAUGAGCAUACAGUUUGUGUAGUAAAGGGCAAAUAUCCAAUUUUCAACAGAUUUUUUAGUUUUAUCCAUACUGAUGUAGAAGUGGGAUGCAAAGAGUCUUGUCUUUAAGUUAAUUUAAAUAAAUUCUUGUUAUUUGUUGUGUGUGAAUGUAUAUGUGUACCCUAAAAUAACACAUUUUAAAAUAAAAAAAGAUCAAAAACUUUAA